CCCUGGGGCAGACUUCGGCUCCACUUCCUCAUCAUUGUUAGGGAAGCCCCAGACAAACCCUCUUGCUCGACACCAUGGUGCACUGGUCAGCCGAAGAGAAGCAGCUCAUCACCGGCCUCUGGGGCAAGGUCAAUGUGGCCGAAUGCGGUGCCGAGGCCCUGGCCAGGCUGCUGAUCGUCUACCCCUGGACCCAGAGGUUCUUCGCUUCCUUCGGGAACCUCUCCAGCCCCACUGCCAUCCUCGGCAACCCUAUGGUCCAUGCCCAUGGCAAGAAAGUGCUCACCUCCUUUGGGGAUGCCGUCAAGAACCUGGACAACAUCAAGAAAUGUUUUGCUCAGCUGAGCAAACUCCACUGCGAGAAGCUGCACGUGGACCCCGAGAACUUCAGGCUCCUGGGUGACAUCCUUAUCAUCGUCCUGGCCGCCCACUUCGGCAAGGACUUCACCCCCGCCUGCCAGUCCGCCUGGCAGAAGAUGGUCCGUGUGGUGGCCCAUGCGCUGGCCCACGAGUACCACUGAGCAUCCCGCAAGCAUUCAUGCCCGGAGAUGCUCCCGGCUCACGGGGAAACAUCCUCUGGUUCUGCUGGUCUCUAAUUGCCAAAUAAACGCCAACUGCUUCAGCCAUG
Molecule: messenger RNA, 625 nt
Organism: Aptenodytes forsteri (emperor penguin)
Lineage: Eukaryota; Metazoa; Chordata; Aves; Sphenisciformes; Spheniscidae
Product: hemoglobin subunit beta
Exons: 3
Coding region: 75-518 (147 amino acids)
Biological process (GO): oxygen transport; hydrogen peroxide catabolic process
Cellular component (GO): hemoglobin complex; blood microparticle; haptoglobin-hemoglobin complex
Molecular function (GO): oxygen binding; peroxidase activity; haptoglobin binding
Source: RefSeq, a predicted model, not a curated record